Branchiostoma belcheri (Belcher's lancelet) is the source of this 919-nucleotide messenger RNA. RefSeq names its product torsin-1A-interacting protein 1-like. The transcript is spliced from 4 exons. Lineage: Eukaryota; Metazoa; Chordata; Leptocardii; Amphioxiformes; Branchiostomatidae. Gene Ontology annotation, biological process: membrane organization. The coding region runs from base 17 to 919 and encodes 300 amino acids. The record is from RefSeq and is a predicted model, not a curated record. Gene Ontology annotation, molecular function: ATPase activator activity. Gene Ontology annotation, cellular component: membrane.
CAGUCAGUUCAUAUCCAUGGACAGAGCCCACGCUGAAUCAGUGGUUGAAGAUGUAAUGUCCACAUUAGGGGGGCGGUCUAACAGUCUCGUCAUUCUGAAUAGUGCAGAAAACAUGCCCAUGUACAUUAUUGAUAGCUUGGGGCCAUUCUGUAGCUCUUUGCCUAUUCAAAGAUCCAUUGUCAUCACCGCACCCGAUACGACACCGUCGGUGACCUUGCCAGCUUGCGGAAAGAAAACCAUCCUGCGUGUACAGACUGAGGCCACCCUACAGCUGCUGCCUACGGUAACACAGUCAACAGAUGACCACCAUACAGCGCUAAACGCCAUCAGAGAGGUUUUCGUGUCCCAGUCGGACCGGGUGUGGAUGGCGGCCGACGCUGUCAUGACGGAGCACCGGACAGGCGGACCGCCCAGGAGGCCGGCAGUCCUCAUCAUCGGGGCCCCGCCCGGCGCUCAUCGGACGGCUGACGUGCUCGCUGAAGCACUGGCAAAGGUCUAUUCAGAGAAGCCGCUGAUGAUCGACAGUCACCAGUUCAGCCGUGUUGACGCCGACCGAGCGAAACUCCACAUCGACCGUACGCUGGACUCCACCUUCCUCGGGGACGUUCGGUCUGCAGUCUUCACCAGAGUCGACAGUCUGCCCGGACCCGCGGCCAUGAUCUUCCACUCCUACUGCGACCAUGACGACGCACAGUUCAAAAACGUCGCCUACUUCAUGACGGUGCACUGCAGUGACGAUGUUGACACGGACUCUCCGCCCAAGGCACAAGAAGAGGCCAUCCUGGACUACCUGAAGCGGUCCUGGGAGGACCUACACAAGGAGAAGCGAGGGCCACUUCUCAGCAGGAUUGCGUCUAUGGUGGUGGUAGUCAAGGCUGAGAAAAACAUGGAAGUACUACCAGCAGUUAAAAGGCAGUAG